AUGGCAGACGAUUUCGACCUUGAAUCUCUCGUACAUCUUGAACAGACAUUCUUUGACUCAGGACAUGCUGAUGGAUUUGAGCAUGGUCGCAUACAUGGGUUGAUAGAAGGACGUGCUCUUGGGCGGGAAAAAGGCUUUGAAAUCUGGGAAGAGCUCGGGUUUUACGAAGGUUUCGCGAAUACCUGGCUGAAGAUAUACACGAAUCAAGGUCGGAGCGAAGAGCGUGCUGUCCAUCACAUCAAACAUCUUCUAGAGCUCAUAUCUCAGUUCCCUAGCGUGAACCCCUCUUCCCAGCCCACUCCGUCUACUCCAGAGGUGGACAUAUCGAAACUUCAGGCACAGAUUCGCUCGCGAUACAAAGCUGUUUGUGCAUCACUUGGAGUUCGUCCAAGUAUGCGGGCGGCAGAUAUAACCGAUGCUGCUGAUGAGAGCGAACUUCAAACGCACCAGGGGAAAAAGAGGCAGGUAUGGAAGUUGGAGGAUGAUGCGAAGAGACCAACGAUGCAAGGGCUUAGUUUCUAA
This is a messenger RNA of Serpula lacrymans var. lacrymans S7.9, 522 nucleotides long. RefSeq lists its product as uncharacterized. NCBI's taxonomy places the organism in Eukaryota, Fungi, Basidiomycota, Agaricomycetes, Boletales, Serpulaceae. Bases 1 to 522 code for a protein of 173 amino acids. The record is from RefSeq and is a predicted model, not a curated record. The transcript is spliced from 3 exons.